Molecule: messenger RNA, 1857 nt
Organism: Erigeron canadensis
Lineage: Eukaryota; Viridiplantae; Streptophyta; Magnoliopsida; Asterales; Asteraceae
Product: B3 domain-containing protein Os01g0234100-like
Exons: 7
Coding region: 119-1621 (500 amino acids)
Molecular function (GO): DNA binding
Source: RefSeq, a predicted model, not a curated record
AAAAAAAAAAAAAACAAUGUCCGUUUUGCUACAAUAAUUCACACUGUAAGUGGCUCUAUCUGUUUGUGUAGUGAUCUGUAAAGCUGUUGAUGAUCAUCAUCAUCAUCACAUAAUAGCCAUGGCAACAGAAGUAACAGUAGCAGCUGCAGUUCCAGCUCCGGUGAAGGAAACAAAAUCAGCAUCUCCCGAUCUUCUUCAACUCACAUUUACAGACACUAAUAAUAAAUCACCAUUAUUACAAGAAGAAGAAGAAGAAGAAGACGACCUCGAUGCCGUGAUCGCUCGGAUUUCACCUAUUGCUUCUGCUCCUUUUACACCUAAUCCAGUAGAAAAACGGAGAAAGUUGAAACCGGCAAAACUCAAGUUUCCAUCAUUAAAAAAGGACACCACCGACAAGAACAAGAAACUUAAGAAGGUUGGACGUCCUCGAGGAACUUAUAAGAGGGGUUUGGGAAAAGUAAAGGCUGCAACCAAAAAAGGCGAUGCUGAAGUUCCAAACUCACCAACUAUGAUCCAAGCACAGGAAGUUCUAUCGAGCCUUGGAAAUGAACAUCCUACCUUUAUAAAACCAAUGCUUAAGACACAUGUUGUUACUUGUUUUUGGAUGGGCGUUCCAUUGUCUUUCUGCAGGUCACAUCUACCAAAAGAUGACUCUUCAAUCGUAGUUGAAGAUGAAAAUGGAAAGCAAUCUACUCUCAAGUUCAUUGCAUCCAAGUUUGGGCUUAGUGCAGGGUGGAGGGGGUUUUCAAUUGCACAUAAAUUGCGGGAAGGGGAUGUUUUGAUCUUCCAGUUAGUUGAACCCCGCAAGUUUAAGAUUUAUAUAGUAAGGGCAAAUGAUUCAAAAGAAGCUGAUGGUGCACCAAGCAUUUUAACCGAUGAGGCGCACAAGGAACACACAACUCCAGAAAUGCCCAAUUCAAUUCCUAAAACUAAGGGGAGAAAGCGUUCUAGUUCUCCUUCCCUAACCAUGUUUCAGAAGAAGCAAAAGAGGUCUAAACGACCGACUCAGCUUAGCACCCAAGCCAUGGAACAUUCUGGGGUUGGCUCAGAAGUUCAAGGAGGUUCCCCAAAAGCGAUUCUUUCAGUAGAAGAAUCGAACACCUUCAAAGACUUUCACAUUGUGGUCAACAAAGUAUGCAUUGACUCGGAGCUUUCAGAAGAAAUCCGACUAGAUUACUACAAUCUUUGCAUGGAAAGGAACGAAAUCCUUCAUGAUGGUGUUCCAGAUGGCCUUUUUCACAAGUUGGUGGCGGGUAUGAUUGGUGAAACCGUAAGCAUUGCAAAUGCUCUAAGAAACUGUAAGCUGACUACAAGGAAGGAAGAAUUCGAUCAAUGGGAUAGUUCCCUAAAAUCAUUUGAACUUAUAGGCAUGAAAGUUGGUUUUUUACGCAGUAGAGUACGUGUGCUCGCAACAUUCGCAAUUGAAUCUGUAGGUGCAAAACAAUACGUGGAGGCUAUAAAGAAACGAAACAGGAAUGAAGAUGAGAUCAAAAUUUUGGAGACCAAGCUGGAAGAGUUAUAUGAAAGUAAUAGAAAGAUCGACGAGUUUGUGGGUGGUCUGAAAGAGAAAGCUGAGAAGGAUGAAAUUGAGUUCCAGAAAAAGGUGGAGGAACCAUGGUAGCAAUGGUAAUAAGGUCUUGAACCUAUUUGUGGUUUUCGUUUUCUUGACUUUUGACUUGUGAAUAGCUUCGGCUUAAGAAUUGUACUUUGAUCAUGUAGGUCAUCAGUAGUGAUAAGCUCUUGAAGCUAUGGUAGUGCGUGUUUGAGUAUUGACCAUGUUGACUACUAGGUAGUUUAGGCUUGUACUUUUGUCUUCCCUGGUAAUAAAUUCUUGGUGAUAGGUUGGUUUAUGUUUCA